This is a messenger RNA of Anopheles stephensi (Asian malaria mosquito), 6115 nucleotides long. RefSeq lists its product as uncharacterized. Gene Ontology annotation, cellular component: plasma membrane. Gene Ontology annotation, molecular function: GTPase activity; calcium channel regulator activity; GTP binding. The record is from RefSeq and is a predicted model, not a curated record. NCBI's taxonomy places the organism in Eukaryota, Metazoa, Arthropoda, Insecta, Diptera, Culicidae. The transcript has 11 exons. Bases 692 to 2515 code for a protein of 607 amino acids.
GAUGGUACACGUUUGGCCGUUGCAUACGCAUCAAUCAACCUUCAUUCCACGCUGAGCACUCAUCCCAGCGUGUGCCCAUCAUCACAACCCGGUCGUCCGUUGCACAAACGAAGGGAACCGCGCGUGCCAUUCGCUCGGCGGCGAAUCGACUUCGAGAGCCAGCAGUCCUGCAGAGUCGUGCCCCAGUCAUUCAGUCAGCCAGUCAGUCAGUUAGCCAGUCAUUCAGUCAGUUUGGCAAGGAUAACGCUCCGAAUCGGUCGUCCUUGAUUGCAUCGGUGCUUCGAGAGCAGGGGAGCGUGCGCUUCGAUUGCGCUUUUCCACCAACCAGUGCUAUCCCGGUGCGUUAUACCUGUGAGUGUGUGUGUGUGUGUGUGUGUGUGAAUUGUACGUGUACUGAUGUGUUUUUCACGGAACGAUUUUCCGAACGCGAGUGAUUUGGUACAAGUUCCAGUGAAAACAGCAUGUUCUAAACAUGACAUUUGCCAAUCAACCGGCGAUGAAAGCGAAUAAAAGUGAAGAAACUGUGAAAGGAAGGAAUUAAAGCGUACAACAGCACUAAAGUCGACAAGAACCAUGUAGCCAAACAUGUCACGUCAGCAUCGUGGUACAGACGAAGGUUAAUAUAAAACGGCCCCCCGUUGCACCCAGCCCGUGUCCGUACACUACUCAACAACUCCAGUUCUGCCAGAAAAUGGAAGAUGGACAAUCCCGCAAAUCCACCAAUGGUCACGGCCAUCCACGGCACACACGCGAUCUCAAGAAGACACACGCCGAUUCCUGGCCCAGCACUACCAAAAGAACAUCAUUGCCGGCGAGCCCCAAGAUCAUCAAGACUACCGAGGAUGACUCCAGCGUUGGGGACGUGUUCGAAUACUGCCAGCAGACGUCCGUCACAACGCCAUCGACGGUGGAGAUCGAUUAUGGCGCCAUUAGUCCACGUUUUGAACGCAAACGGUUCGAGUUUUGUUACCCCUCCGUAUCGAAGGAAGAUUUCUCCAACAGCAUAUCAAUCGACACGCACGACAUCGAUCGUCAGAAGAAACGAAUUUAUCCCAGCAAGACCCCGGACAACUCGCUCGAAAAUGAAUCGAUUCUAGAUGGUUCGAUGGCGAGCUGCAGCUCACCGGGACAUAGUUCCUCCGCUAGGGCCAAGUCUCCUUCGCACUCGCCGCGACAUUCGCGCCGUCAGCUCAAUAGCGAGAUUAUCAACAUAACCUCAAACCCUGGCUAUCAAGUUCUAAGAAAUUCUCACUCCACACUCGAUCGCACCUGCUCCGAUAGCGUGGUUUCGCUGACAUGCCGCAAAUCGACCAGCGAUCUGACCCAAACGAGCGACAUCGGUAUGAGCGGCAUGGGUUCGAUGGGCGGAAGGCAGGGAAGACGCCGGAGCAGUCACAAGGGAGGUCUCGCAUUCCUGGCCAGCAGGAAAGGAUCGCGUGAUUCGAUCAAGAGUGCGGCCUCGAAUACGUCCGUUUUCUCCAACGAAGACAUCGGUCCGCUAGCGUUCCAGGCGUCGGCCCGUGGCCGCCAGAGACGUACGUCAAACUUUCUCGAGCUUCCCGUGCCGGAUCAUGCGAGGCCACGCGUUUGCUCACUGCCCGAGCGCCCGUACAAUCCACGGCAGAGCGACGAUCUCUACCGGUUGCGUCACUUUUCGAUCAGCAAAGGAACGGUGGUCAACUGCGGUGAUUCGAUCAUAUCGCGAAGAUCGAAAAGCAACACGAGCGUCAACUCCACGGCAAGUCGCGCUAGUGAAAGGUCACCGUUCGAGGGAUCCUGUUGCGGUGGAGGAUAUGCCACCGUGGAUUCGCUUCCUUCAUCUCACGGCGAGGACGACGAGAGUGAACCUAUUCCUACCAGGUAUCGUGUCGUCAUGUUGGGCGAUUCGGGCGUCGGCAAAACGGCCCUGGUUUCACAGUUUAUGACCUCCGAGUACAUGCACACGUACGACGCCAGUCUUGAUCGGAAAGAUGAUGAGUUCGGGGAGAAGACCGUUAGCGUGCUGCUGGACGGUGAGGAGUCGGAGAUGAUAUUUAUCGACCAUCCGAACGUGGAAAUGAGUGUGGAAAACUCGCUCUCGACGUACGAACCGCACGCCUGCGUCGUUGUCUACUCGAUCGUCGACCGGAACUCGUUCCGGGUAACGGAGGAAAUACUCAACUAUCUCUGGUCCGAACACUACACGAAGGAGAAGGCGGUCAUCAUAGCGGCAAACAAAUCCGACCUGGCCCGGGCCCGAGUCAUUACCACAGCCGAGGGAAAGCAGCUAGCCACGUCCCGGGAAGCAAAGUUCAUCGAAACGUCCAGCGGAAUUCAGCACAACGUCGACGAGCUGCUCGUUGGCGUCCUCAAACAGAUACGGCUGAAAGAGCAGCGUGAAAAGCGUGCCAGUGCAACCAAUCUGCGCAACUCCCGCACGCAGAUGUCGCUGCACAUUGCGAAGGAGAUACUGCACAAAAUUUGUCUCACCGACAUCACCAAAUCGAAAAGCUGCGAAAAUCUGCACGUGCUCUAAGCGGCGGAUCGGACAUCGGAUGCAGGAAAAGACCGUCGUUUGUUAUUUAGUGCCAAACUAGUGAUUGCGGGAGACAUGGAAGGGGGAUUUUACUCUGCUAGAGCUUUUGCGUGUCCUAUUCGAAAAGCCUUCUGGGAUGAUCAUUCGUGUACUUACUACUACUGCUGGUCGAACAGCCAACAGCGUCGGCCUAUGAUGAACAAUUUCCCACCGAGAAAGAAGAAAUCAGGCGACCAAAAAAUAGAGGAAGAAACCAUAAAUGUGUGUGUGUUGGAAAACUAAAAGCCGAAAGAAAUAUGGAUGGAGAGGCGCGUGAGAAGAGGGGAAAAACAAAACUUAGUAGUAGACAGUGUUACAUGUACGAUGUUUCUAAACACACAUAAAAAAACAGGAAUUUUUGUGUCGUUGUAAGCAUAAACCAUAAACAAACCAAGCUGUCAACAGUGUCAACCGCUUGACUUGUGUAGUUGGAAACUUAGAGGACGGAAGCCUAAAGAGAUACUGGAAAAGCAUACUAACUACUGCGUGUUUUCUGGCAUUUCGCAGCAAAGACUGGCUAAUAUAGCUCUAUUUACUCAAGCACAUUACUAUCUCCCUCUCUCGCUCGUUCACCGCGUACUGGUCGUCACGCAUGCACGUACAUACUGGAUGGAAGGAUUGAACAGCUUAGUGUUUCGCAAAGGGUUCGAAAUGGGAUUUCCCAUAUCACAUCAUGCAAGCCACCGUCACAGUCGUGUUAAAAGCGACAAGUAUUAAACUUUUCCUCUAAUGAAUGAUGGAUUGCAUAACUGUAGGCGCAAGGUCACGCGAGAUAUCUGAUUCUUUGAAUUCGUUACACUAUUUGCCUCAAAGUAUGCAAAUCCGCAACGACGCCGCAAACGCCUGCAGUUAUGCAAUUCCCUUUCCGCGUAUACUUUGUCGUUUUUAGGCGCGACUGUCACACGCAUAAAGCAGGCAUUCAACACCGAAUUUCGACAUUACGUUAAGCGAGCGAGAAGGCACACUUCUUCAUGACCGGGCGAGGUUAGCUCGACCGGUGUUAUUCGAAGACAGGAUAUCUUUACAAACUACUAACUGCAAAACCGGCAAAACCAAACCAAAAUCAUACAUAUACACACAUACAUAUAUAUAUACAAAUAUUAUAGCUAUAUACAAAGAGUAUACACGUGUUAAUAGCCUAUUUACUGAACUGUGUGUGUGUGCGUGUUUGUGUGUGUGUGUGUUGGGGGAGGGAGAACGUGUGUAGUUGUCGUUGAAUAAAUAUGCCAUUUUUACUCUGCCGCUUUUGAUGGUGCAGCAGCAUCUUAAUGCAUUGUCAGUGGACUUCGAUCAGAGAAUCGAUUCUUACCCUUCCUAGACGAACCCGAGCUGCAACUGUCACUGCUCGAUAGCUGUGAAAAAGUAUUCAGGUCACCGCAGCAUUCCAAUCGCCCUAGUGCUACUGGGCUUCAUAGUUUUUGUACUCUCCCUCCAGACCCUGAUCUAUACAUCUAAGGCUUCGAAAAAAUGUGUCCCCUUCGGUCUGUCUCGCCUUCACUAGCAUCUUUUUUCACCGUAUUGCAUGGGAAGCUGGCUCUUAUUGGAGGGGUCGUAAAAACAGACUGGCGCAGAAGGUUUCUGGCUGUUUUUUUUUCCCGUGUAGCCCCGUGGGUUCUCCUGGGUACGCCACAUAAUGCAUUCCAAGAAAGAGAGCAACCUCGUAACUGAAUGCGGUUACUGCCAGAUAAAUUAGAUGCUAGCAACAGGUGUAGGGUAAUGUGGCUCAGCAUGCAGCGUUCCAACAGACGAAUGCAGUUUACUAUUCCCUUUCUUUUCCAAUGAAUUUGAAACCAUACAGUAUUAUUUUUCAAUCGCACUCCGUCGAGUGACAAAACAGCAGCUUCAUUGGGACUGCGAAGAAUAUCACUAACAUAAGAUUAAAGCUUUAAAGUACACUGUAAACCAGCGUGUGCAGUAGCCAGUGAUGAAGACAUGUAAGAGAACAGUUACUAAAUCAAUCACGGCUUUGAGAUAUGAUUUCCACGCUCCCAACUUGAUUCCAAUUCCCGUCAAGUCAGCACGUAAAGUGAACAAACUGUAACCGGACAAAUGACAGAGGUGAGAGCUUUAAAUGUCUGCAAAGCAUGUCCCAUCCAAGUCCUUCCGUUUUCUUUGCCACCAAACAUAUAUGCACGCCUCUGCCUCUGCAGAAAACCCCACUCCAACAUUCAGAUCCCCAUACAUCAAAAGCUCGAUGUAUUUAAAUGUUCAACAAAUGAUAAGAAAUUGUUUUAAAAACGAGUGCACGCAACUUAUCAAAUUUUAUCAAAUCAAAUCAAAUGGGGGAUCAAUGAAGAACAAUAUCAAAAAAAAAUCCAAGUGAAAUACUAACUACAAGUACUGAGGCGCUAAAAACGCGAUUUAUUCGAUUUGUCAAAAGUGAGCGAGAGGAGCGAAAACAAACACUUAACUAAAUUGCACUGCGGCCUAAAGGUAAAACCCAAUCAUGACGAGCGGUUGGUAGGGAGAAAUUAAAGUAAAUGUAAACACGGAAACUAUAAUCAUUCUACUUACCGAAAGUACCCGGCGGCAAGCACUGAGCCUGUGAAAGAGAAGAAGAAAAAGCAAGUAUGUUGAGAUGGUUAAAACAUUGUAAAACUUAUCGAAAAAAUGCAACGUCAGUUUCCAAAGACCUAAGCAAGGAAAGGAAGUAAGCGAAUGCGUACUGUUACAAUUUCUGAGAGAAAUGCGUUUUACGGUAGAUUGUUUGUAUAAAAUACUGCAAAAAUCUGUCAAUUAUUGCUCGGUGGAGAUCUCUUUCGACUGCUGAACAAAACACUCACAUCAAUAAGUUUAAAGUUAUCUGCAGCCUCCAGGGAGCGUCGCCCCGCGACUGCCUGGCUGGAGCGUGUGUUUAGCGAUGUGUCUGUGUGAUUGUGUUUUUGUGUGAUUAGUUGUAUGUAGUAGGAAAAAAGAAAACAAACCAUGAAAAAGCAUUUAAUACUUCAAUAAAGUACAUCCUUCAAAACGAAAACUGUGACAAAAACAUGCACAUAGCGAGAUAUGAUUCCUAACUAAUAUGUGCUACUUAAGGCGUUAAGAGACCGUAAAAUCAAACAAAGUGCUCCACAAGCGAUUAGCCUAUCCCUUUCGUUCCGUAGAUUAUUCCAGAAAUGCCCUAUUAAGAGGAUAUUCCUUCUUAUCGUUGCUGUAAGUUUUAUUACCUACUUUUAUGUAUACAAAGGGUGUUAUCACAUUACUUAAAAGAAACUUAUUCUAACUGCAAGCGAAACGGCCUUCGUAGCUUUCUUAAAGAACUACGAUCGGAACGGCUUUUAGUUCGAUGCAAGGUGGAACAAAUGUUUGAAUAUUGAGCCACACGGCGAGUAAAUGGUAGAAAAGUAAGCUAAGCAAAUGUGACUAAAGCUGAAAUCAUUAACGGAAAAGGGAAAACAAGGAUCGCACACGAAACGCUUCGUACCAUUUUCCGAGCUGAUACUGAAACUGAUCCGUAAACUUUCAAAACUGGAAUCGAUAUACAUACAUGCAUACAUACACACAAAAAUAUAUAUAUAAAUAUAUUUAAAAGAAUGUUUAAUAAACAUUAAGGACUAAACUUUA